Messenger RNA from Cyanistes caeruleus (blue tit), 643 nucleotides. RefSeq names its product ovomucoid-like. Lineage: Eukaryota; Metazoa; Chordata; Aves; Passeriformes; Paridae. Gene Ontology annotation, molecular function: serine-type endopeptidase inhibitor activity; protein binding. The record is from RefSeq and is a predicted model, not a curated record.
CGUGACUCCCGUUGAUGAAGAAACAUCAAUUCUUGGCUCACAGCACGGCUUACCUCUGUGGAGAUUGCCACUGAGACAAAAGGCUGGAAAUGUUGCUGCAGGAUAAGGGUGGAUAAGGCAAAUAUGAACGUGCACAAACACACACACCCCCCCCAGUGCUGCAGGCGUACAUAUAAGCGUGGUUGCCACCUGAGGACAGAAUCCAGGCUGUGUUUCCUGAGCAAAAGCCAAGCUCUGCUGCUCACAGCUGAUCCAGCCACCAUGAAGACCACAGGGCUGCUGCUGCUGCUCUCUCUGGCCCUGUUCUGCAUCUCAGUUCCAGCUACUGAUGCGCUGCAGGCUGCACCCAUCUACUGCAGGAACCAGAGGACUCUGAGGAAUAUGUGUUCCAUGGAGUAUAUGCCCCACUGCGGCUCUGAUGGUGUCACCUACCCCAACAAAUGCAUGUUCUGCAAUGCAUACCUGAGAAGCCGUGGAGAUCUUGGUUUGAGAUCUCUUAAUGCCUGUUAAGUUCUCGAUGGAAUUCAGCUGAGAAAGCUGGUGAUGUUCCCCAUGGCAGAUGACUUCCUAAACCCUUGACCUGACCCUUGAAAACCUCUUAUCAAUCCUGAAACCCCUGCUAAUAAAAAAAAAAGACCUAGCA